Exophiala aquamarina CBS 119918 is the source of this 1068-nucleotide messenger RNA. RefSeq lists its product as uncharacterized. The record is from RefSeq and is a predicted model, not a curated record. Gene Ontology annotation, molecular function: oxidoreductase activity, acting on paired donors, with incorporation or reduction of molecular oxygen; heme binding; iron ion binding. Lineage: Eukaryota; Fungi; Ascomycota; Eurotiomycetes; Chaetothyriales; Herpotrichiellaceae. Bases 1 to 1068 code for a protein of 355 amino acids. The transcript has 2 exons.
AUGCACCCCCUUGGCUUCGACAUCGUCACCAGGACCGCAAACAGAUUAAUCUUCGGGAAGGAGUUAACACGGAAUCGAGAAUUUCAUGAUUUGUCGGUGAAUUACACCACGGUGCUUUUUGGAGGAGCAGAAAUGAUCCGCAGCUGGCCAAACUUCCUCAAAUCUUUCCUCAUGUUGUUUCGGACAGACAUCCGCAACGCCCAGAAGAUUGCGAAAAAACACCUCUUCCCGAUCAUUGACCGACGCAUCAAAGAAGAAGAUAGCUAUGUCCGAGCCGGUCGUGGGGCAGAGUGGAAAAAAAUUAAACCAGAUGACGCUAUUCAGUGGGUCCUCGACGUCGCACCAGCCGAUCAGCGAAGAGCGGAUAUCAUGGUCUUUCGAAUGCUGCAUAUUAAUAUAGCAGCCAUUCAUACAAGUAGUACGAGCUUCCUAGAAGCAUUCUACUUCCUCGCCAUUUUCCCAGAAUUCCAUGAAGAGUUAAGAGCAGAGAUUGUACAGGUUUUCCGAGAGGAGAAGCAAUGGACCAAACAAGCCUUGACUCAUCUCGUCAAGCUCGAUAGUUUUCUGGUCGAGGCUCUUCGUUUCUGCCCUUUCACAUCUCUUAAGUUUCAACGGUACAUAAUAAAAGAUUGGACGAUGAAGGACGGCACCAUGAUUCCUAAGGGAGUCUUCUGCUGGGGUAACUGGGCCGCGCUUUCCUUGGACGAGAACGUUAAUGAGAAUCCAUAUAAGUUUGAUCCGUGGAGAAUGUAUCGCAAAAGGCAGGAGGCUGGACAAGCGCAUCAAAACCAACUUGUAAUGACCUCUACCACAAACUUGACGUUUGGCCAUGGAAAGAAAGCGUGUCCUGGACGCUUUUUUGCCGCCAACGAGAUCAAAGUCCUCAUGACUCUUCUUAUCACCAGCUACGAUAUCCGUUGCUUAAACAUACCGGGCGGUGUGGAGGAGAUUCGGAAAAACGGAUACACUAACAUUACGAAAAACCCCAUCGACUAUCCGGUUGUUGAGUUUAAGUCAAGGAGUCAAGAGAUUCCUGAAGAUAUAAGGCUUCUCUUCACGGAGAUCUAA